GUGAAGUCUGACCUACGACGUCGUUGAUUCCUCUGCAGUAUGACUGUCCGUCACGCCUUCGCUCUCCUGCUGGUCGCGCUCCUCGUGGUCGGAACGCUGGCCCUCCCUGAAUCCGACCCGCACUUCGGUCGGGGCUUCGGUCGGCGAUUCGGACGCGGCUUUGGGGGAUUCGGUCGGCCUCUGUACGGUUAUGGACAUGGCCUCGGCUAUGGAUUAGGACACGGGCACGGAUACGGAGGCUACGGAGGAUACGGCGGGUAUGGCGGAUACGGCGGGUACGGGGGUUAUGGGCAUCCGUACCUACACUACGGAUAAGCAGGAUCGGAAUAACGGAUUUGGAGAUAUUCGGAUUCUACGAGCGUGAUCGGACAGGAUUCGAAUUCUACAAAGGCUUAUAAUGUUCUCGGAUGCUUAAUGUUAAGAGACGGUGAGGCCAAGUUAUAUGUGAGCAAAUGGGUUUUGAUUCUACUGUAUCAGCAAGUCACUUAUCGUCCAAAGGUAUCAAUUAUGUUAAUGGUUUUC
This is a messenger RNA of Penaeus monodon (black tiger shrimp), 522 nucleotides long. Its product is annotated as neuropeptide-like protein 31. Bases 40 to 315 code for a protein of 91 amino acids. The transcript is spliced from 2 exons. The record is from RefSeq and is a predicted model, not a curated record. NCBI's taxonomy places the organism in Eukaryota, Metazoa, Arthropoda, Malacostraca, Decapoda, Penaeidae.